This is a messenger RNA of Aspergillus candidus, 3777 nucleotides long. Its product is annotated as ABC transporter ATP-binding protein. Gene Ontology annotation, cellular component: membrane. Gene Ontology annotation, biological process: transmembrane transport. The record is from RefSeq and is a predicted model, not a curated record. The coding region runs from base 1 to 3777 and encodes 1258 amino acids. The transcript is spliced from 5 exons. NCBI's taxonomy places the organism in Eukaryota, Fungi, Ascomycota, Eurotiomycetes, Eurotiales, Aspergillaceae. Gene Ontology annotation, molecular function: ATP hydrolysis activity; ATP binding; ABC-type transporter activity.
AUGGCCGACGAGGAGAUCCUACUAGAUAAUCUCCAGCCUAUAGCUGGGACGUCAUGCGCAACAAUCGAAGAGGUCAUCGAAUCCCAGAUCCGGAACGAGCCCAGCAAGGCCAACUUUUUCUCUAACUACCGAUUUGCGAGCGCGUCGCAGAUCUGCGUUCUACUGCUGUCGGUAUGCUGUGCGAUAGUCGCCGGUGCGGCAAUGCCUCUGGUGUCUGUUGUUUUUGGGGAGCUGGCGAGUGAGUUUGUGAGUGAAGAUGGGCAGACGUCGCGGGAUGUUCGAGAUAGGACUAAGCAUCUUACGCUAUUGCUGGUGUAUAUCGCAAUCGGAUCGUUUGUCACUACCAUGAUCAGCACAUGGGGUUUCAAUGUCGUCGGGGAGCACACUACCCGUCGUCUCCAGGCGAGAUAUCUCUCGUCCGUGCUGCGACAAAACAUGGCAUACUUCGAUAUGGUCGGUACUGGCGAACUGAUGACCCAAGUGGACCAGGACAUGAAACUCAUCCAGGCGGGCAUCUCGCACAAAGUGGGCAACCUGUUAUCCGGGGUAUCCGGGUUCGUGAUCGCCAUCAUAUGCGCAUUCGUCCAGAACGCACGUUUCGCAUCAAUCAUGAUAUCGCAGCCGCUGGCCCUAGUUGUCCUGGUAGGGAUAAUGGGGUCCUGGCUAAGCAGGACCCAGGAGACGGGCAUGGCCCAAUAUGCUCAAGCAGAUAAUCUAGCGCACGAGAUUCUCAGCGCCAUGAGAAACAUCAUUGCCUAUCGAAGCCAAAACAGGUAUGCUAGGAAGUACCAUGACCGCUUACUACGCCCCACUGCGCUGGACUUUCGAGAGCGGUUGAUUUUCGGAGUGACGGUUGCUGGCUCGUUCUCGAUUCUGCAUUGGGCUAAUGGAUUGGGCUUCUGGCAGGCAGACCACCUCUUCCGCCAGGGGCACUGUACUAUCCCACAGGCUUUGACGGUGUUGUAUGCAACGACUGUCGCAGGGAGCUUGCUAUGCCAAGCCUUGCCGUUCGUUGUUGAUAUCACCAAAGCCAACGGAGCAGCCAAGCGAGUGUUUACAGCCAUCGAGCGUGUUUCGCCAAUAGAUCCUAUGGCGGAUAGCGGGCGAAUAUGCAGUCCCAUCCGGGGAGAGAUUCGGUUUGAGGACGUCAGUUUUGCUUACCCCUCGCGACCUGAACAAACUGUCUUGGAGGAGAUCAACUUCCAUGUACCGGCCGGGCACACGGUCGCCUUGAUUGGGCCGUCAGGGUCUGGAAAGUCAACAGUCUUUGCUCUUUUGGAGCGUCUAUACAAUCCGCUUGGUGGAUUCAUCACUAUAGAUGAUGAGCCGAUUGACGAGAUGGAUCUGUCAUGGCUACGAUCCCAGAUUGGAUACGUUGGUCAGGAUGUUACGCUGUUUCGUGCGACUUUAUUCGAGAAUAUUGCGUCUGGGCUUCCAAACGCUGCUGCUGAGGGACUCGAUGCAUCUGCCGUCCGAAAGCUAGUAGUGCAGGCUGCCCAAACAGCGCAAAUUGACUCCUUCAUCAUGAGUCUUCCUCAAAAUUACGGUACUGUAGUAGAUGGGUCAAGUCUCUCCGGUGGGCAGAGGCAAAGGCUCGCAAUAGCCCGGGCAAUCAUAUCCCAGCCAUCGAUCUUACUUCUAGAUGAGGCUACCGCCGCUCUAGAUAGCGAAAGUGAGAAAGAAGUCCAGGAGGCUCUCGACAAGGCCGCGGCUGGACGAACUAUGGUGGUGAUUGCCCAUCGACUUUCAACAGUCCAAAAUGCCGACACCAUUAUUGUUAUGCAAAGUGGACGCAUCUUAGAUCAAGGGUCUCAUGCGGAGUUAAUCAGCACAUCUGUCGUGUACCAGGAGCUAGUCAAGCAGCAGGAACUUCGGCCAGAUGACGAAUGCCAGGACCUUCCUUGCGCAGAGAGGAGCUUCGAAAGCGAGUUGGGGCCUAAGUCAGUUUAUACUGGUGUUACGGAGACAUCAAAACGUGCUACCCUUCAAGAAUUCCCCAAGAGCAGCGGUAUGGAUCAUGUUUGGCAUUUGAACAAGCCCGAGCUGCCCCACGUCGUCGCAGGUACCAUUCUCAGUGUCCUUGCCGGAAUAACAUAUCCGGUCCAAGCGAUCUUCUUUGGCAACGGGAUCACGUCAAUUGUUGAUUCGCGUCUCAGCACAGGUGGACAUAGCGUUCGCUUUUGGGCGCGGAUGUACCUCAUCCACGGCAUCAUUGUGUUUACAAUAUACUGUGCGCGAGGAUACUGUUUCGCGGUCUCUGCGUCUCAGCUGCAACUCCGAGCCCGCUCAGGCCUGUUCAAAGCGCUACUGCUAAAGAGCCUCCCGUUUUUGGAUCACAGAGAUCACUCAAUAGGGGCGAUGGUGAGCUUCCUCUCAUCGGGUACGCCAAAAAUUAUCGGCGUCUCAGGAACAUCGCUAGGACUUGUCGUGGAGAGCAUCGUGAUGCUCGCAACAGGUAUCACAGUCGGGUGCAUCUUCGGAUGGAAGCUAGGCAUCGCAGCAACAGCCACAGUCCCAUUAAUAGCCAUGUCCAGCUUCCUGCAGUACUAUAUUGAAGCGCAAGUGCAGAAGCACGUCAAGCGCGACACCGCUGCCGUAGCCAUCGCACAAGAAGCUUUCUCAGCGAUCAAAACUGUGACAGUCCUCGGUCUGCAGAGAACCGUCCUCGCGUCUUUUCAAAUAGCAAGCACGCAAGAGACGCAGGGUAAAUACUGGGCCAUGUCGGCCGCCAUGUACGCAUGCACUACAUCGCUCCGCAUACUGAGCAUUGCCUUUGUAUUCUGGUACGGCGGAACCCAUCUCAUCGCCACAGGUGAGUACACCAUCCAGCAGUUCUUUAUCUGCUUCGCUGCUACAGUCUGGGGGUCCCAAUCUGCUGCGGCUCUCUUCGCGCAUGCCCCAGACAUCGCGGGCGCACACGCUGCUGCUUCGCAGCUUACGGAGCUGGUGCAGAGCGAUAACCCUCAGCCCCGUAUCGCAGACAGCGCACAACAAUACAGGCCCGCUCCCAUCCCCAUCCCGAACACUACCGAGUCCCUUGCACUACGACAAAUCCACUUUCGAUAUCCUACACGCCCCUCCCAGGCAGCUUUGAACGGAAUUACUCUGCACGCUCCCGCCGGAGCCUUCAUCGCGCUCGUCGGGACAACAGGCUGCGGCAAAAGCUCGGUACUCAAUCUAGUGGAGCGGUUCUACGCAGCCGACGCCGGGGAAAUCACGUUGGGGAAUCGAUCCAUCGAGGACUACGACAUAGACAGCUAUCGGGGAUACCUAGCGCUCGUCGACCAGAACCCUUGUCUGGUCGGCGAAGAUCUCCGCGAGUGCCUGCAGAGCGACGAACGGAUUGUCUCCGACGGCUCGAUCAUGGCAGCAUUGGAACACGUCGGAUUGACUGAUUUCGUGAGAUCCCUUCCUCGAGGCCUGGAUACGCCAAUGUUGGGCAACGGAUCGACUGUAUCUGGGGGCCAACGCCAGCGCAUGGCCAUCGCCAAGGCUUUUCUAUGGAAUCCAAAGAUACUUCUCCUUGACGAGGCCACCUCCGCACUGGACAGUGCCUCGGAGCAACUGGUCCAGCGGGCACUACAGCGGACGAUGAAGGGCCGGACCACCAUCGCCGUGGCGCAUCGGCUUAAGACGAUUGUGAAUGCCGAUGUGAUCUUGGUGCUGGAUCGUGGGCGGAUUGUCGAGAGAGGAACGCAUGACGAGCUGAUGAGGCUGAGGGGGAAGUAUUGGCGGAUGGCUAGGUUGCAGCAGUUGAAUGGGGUUUCAUUUGAGUAG